Molecule: messenger RNA, 731 nt
Organism: Pelodiscus sinensis (Chinese soft-shelled turtle)
Lineage: Eukaryota; Metazoa; Chordata; Testudines; Trionychidae
Source: RefSeq, a predicted model, not a curated record
CUGGAACCUGCCCUUCUCCCUCAGGGAUCCCCGGGGUCCAGGAGCGGACGCUGGUGGCGGUGAAGCCGGACGGCGUGCAGAGGAGGCUGGUGGGUGACGUGAUCAAGCGCUUUGAGAGACGUGGAUUCAAGCUAGUUGGCAUGAAGCUGCUCCAGGCCAACGAGGGGAUCCUGGCAGAGCAUUACCAUGAGCUGCGGAGGAAGCCCUUCUACCCGGCGCUGAUCCAUUACAUGACUUCGGGCCCGGUGGUUGCCAUGGUGUGGGAAGGUUACAACGUGGUCCGGACGUCCAGGGCCAUGGUGGGCGAUACCGACUCCGCUGAAGCCAAGCCGGGGACGAUCCGGGGAGAUUUCAGCAUCCACGUCAGCAGGAACACUCCAUGCCAGCGACUCUGUGGAGACGGCCCAGCGGGAGAUCAGUCUGUGGUUUCACAGCAGCGAGCUGGUGGACUGGGCCUGCUGCGAUUACAGCAACACUUACCAGCUCUGAGGGCCUCUCCUGGCCACCAGGCCUGGCCGUAGAUCUACUACCUCUGACAGCGCGUUGCCUUCUGUAGCUCCUUGGGCCCCGCCAGCACGCCACCGGCCUGGCGCGGCAGGGCGAAAGCCUUGCUUCCUUCGCCCUGCUGCCUCCUCACCGUAGUGCCGGUGAGCCCCUGGGAGCCGCUGUGCGCAAAGGAAGAACGAUGGGUGUAAGUCCUUGAAGGGUUCACAUUAAAACCCAAUUGGUUA